Messenger RNA from Euleptes europaea (tarantolino), 3581 nucleotides. It is a transcript of the gene ADAMTS2, whose product is annotated as ADAM metallopeptidase with thrombospondin type 1 motif 2. The record is from RefSeq and is a predicted model, not a curated record. NCBI's taxonomy places the organism in Eukaryota, Metazoa, Chordata, Lepidosauria, Squamata, Sphaerodactylidae. Gene Ontology annotation, molecular function: metalloendopeptidase activity; zinc ion binding. Gene Ontology annotation, biological process: proteolysis; extracellular matrix organization. The transcript has 22 exons. Bases 1 to 3570 code for a protein of 1189 amino acids.
AUGGCUCCCGCGGCCGGGAUCGCCUCGCUCCUCGCCUGCUGGGCGCUCCUCCUGGCGCCGGGGGCCCCCCGCAGCCCCGGGGACAGAGAUUAUAUUUUGGGGGCGCUAGAAGAAUACAGACUUGUCAUCCCAACUAGCACAGACUCUGAGGGCAGGUUCCUCUCCAAGGUUGUGUCUGGCAUGCCAAAGGGGCGCUUCCGAAGGGCAACUCUAGGGGACCUUCCGCACGAAACUGCCAACGAGCAAAUUUUUUACAAUGUCACUGUUUUCGGAAGAGAAUUUCACUUCAGACUGAGACCCAACUCCAGGCUGGUGGCCCCUGGAGCAACUGUUGAAUGGCAGGUGGACUCAAAUGUCACUUACGUUGAACCACUCCAUGGGGAUUGCCUCUACGUUGGGGAUAUCACCGACUUGCCUAAUGCUUCUGUUGCAAUAAGCAAUUGUGAUGGGCUGGCUGGCAUGAUUCGCACAGACAAGGACGAGUUCUUCAUUGAACCUCUGCAAAAGGGGAAGCAGGAGAAGGAGGAAGAGGAGGAGGAGGAAGGAAGGACACAUGUGGUAUAUCGCAGGGCAGCUGCCGCCAAGAAAACACUUCCUAGUGAGCACCCAGAUUUCCAGCACAGAGAAGUUGACCUAAGCAAUCUAGACAUCAUGUUGAACCUCUUAGAUGAUGAGAUUAAUAGUUCCAGAAGGAGGAGGAGAUAUCCAAGGCAUGCGGCUGAUGAUGAUUACAACAUAGAAGUCUUGCUGGGUGUUGAUGACUCCGUUGUACAGUUCCAUGGGAAAGAACAUGUUCAGAAGUAUCUUCUGACACUGAUGAACAUUGUUAAUGAAAUCUAUCACGAUGAGUCCUUAGGAGCCCAUAUCAAUGUUGUCUUAGUGAGAAUCAUCAUGUUGAGCUAUGGGAAAUCUACAAGCUUAAUUGAGAUCGGUAACCCUUCUCAGAGCUUAGAGAAUGUAUGCCGUUGGGCCUACCUACAGCAGAAGCCUGAUACUGGACAUGCUGAAUAUCACGAUCAUGCUAUUUUUCUCACAAGGCAGGAUUUUGGCCCCUCUGGAAUGCAAGGCUAUGCUCCUGUUACUGGCAUGUGUCAUCCAGUCCGAAGCUGCACACUCAACCAUGAAGAUGGCUUCUCCUCAGCAUUUGUAGUGGCCCAUGAAACUGGACAUGUAUUAGGCAUGGAACAUGAUGGCCAAGGGAACAGGUGUGGGGAUGAAGUCCGUAUGGGAAGCAUAAUGGCUCCUCUGGUCCAGGCUGCAUUCCAUCGCUUCCAUUGGUCUCGAUGCAGCCAGCAGGAGCUGAACCGAUAUCUUCAUUCCUACGAUUGCUUGCGUGAUGAUCCCUUUGACCACGACUGGCCUUCCCCUCCUCAACUGCCAGGAAUUUACUACUCAAUGAAUGAACAGUGCCGCUUUGAUUUUGGUUUGGGCUACAUGAUGUGCACAGCUUUCCGUACCUUUGAUCCUUGCAAACAGCUAUGGUGUAGCCAUCCUGAUAACCCUUAUUUCUGCAAAACAAAGAAGGGACCUCCACUGGAUGGAACCAUGUGUGCUCCUGGAAAGCAUUGUUUUAAAGGUCACUGUAUCUGGUUAACUCCAGAUAUCUUGAAACAAGAUGGAAACUGGGGAGCAUGGAGUAAAUUUGGUGCCUGCUCUCGAACCUGUGGAACAGGAAUAAGAUACAGAACACGGCAGUGUGACAAUCCUCACCCGGCUAAUGGAGGUCGUACGUGUUUUGGUCCGAGCUAUGAGUUCCAACUUUGUAGCACACAAGACUGUCCUAACGAGUAUGAAGAUUUCAGAGAGGAGCAGUGCAAACAGUGGGAUCCUUUCUUUGAGUAUCAGAACAUGAAGCACCACUGGCUUCCAUAUGAGCAUAAUGAUGCUAAAGAAAGGUGCCACCUUUACUGCGAGUCUAAAGAAACAGGUGAUGUUGUGUAUAUGAAAAGACUGGCACAUGAUGGAACACGAUGCUCCUAUAAGGAUUCUCAUAGUAUUUGUGUACGAGGAGACUGUCUGAAAGUUGGUUGUGACAAGUUAAUAGGUUCCUCGAAGCAAGAAGACAAGUGUGGUGUGUGUGGGGGAGACAAUACCCACUGCAAAGUGGUGAAAGGAACCUUCUCCAGGGCACCAAAGAAACAAGGUUACAUAAAGAUGUUUGAAAUUCCAGCAGGCGCAAGGCACUUGCUUAUACAAGAAUCUGAUGCCACCGUUCAUAAUCUUGCUAUCAAGGACAGAGAUUCGGGGAAGUUUAUUUUAAAUGAGGACAACUAUGUGCCAGACUCCAAAUUGUUUGUUAAUAUGGGUAUUGAAUGGGAGUAUCGGAAUGAUGACGACAGAGAAAUGGUACAAACGAUGGGUCCCUUACGCAAUGGAAUCGUUGUUCUGGUAAUCCCUCAUGGUAAUGCCAAGAUUUCGCUGACAUACAAGUACAUGAUCCAUGAAGACUCUUUAAAUGUUGAUAACAACAAUGUUUUGGAAGAUUCAGUAACGUAUGAGUGGGCCUUGAAAAAAUGGUCGCAGUGUUCGAAACCAUGUGGAGGAGGUCAUCAGUUUACAAAGUAUGGUUGUCGGAGGAAGACUGACCACAAAAUGGUUCAUCGUAGUUACUGUGAGUCCAUCCAGAAGCCAAAGCCCAUCCGUAGAGUGUGCAAUCUCCAAGAAUGUUCACAGCCAAUAUGGGUUACUGGAGACUGGGAAACCUGCAGCAAAAGUUGUGGAAAAACAGGCUAUCAGAUGCGUUCUGUACGGUGUAUUCAGCCACUUCAUGACAACACAAACCGUUCUGUUCAUACCAAAUACUGCAGUAGUGAUCGCCCAGAGGGUAGGAGAGCUUGCAACCGAGAACUUUGCCCUGCACAAUGGAGGAUAGGACCCUGGUCACAGUGUUCCGUCACCUGUGGUAAUGGCACUCAAGAAAGGCAAGUUCUGUGCAGGACAAGUGAAAAUGUUAUGGGUUUUUGCAAAGAAGACAAGCCAGAAACAAUAAGGCCCUGCAGAUUACCUUUCUGUCUCAAAAAUUCAUCAGAUACAUCGAAAAAAACUUACAUGAUACAAUGGCUGUCAAGACCGGACCCGGAUUAUCCUAUCCAGAAAAUAUCUUCAAAAGAACGUUGCCAAGGAGACAAGUCAAUGUUUUGUCGCAUGGAAGUUCUCUCCCGAUACUGUGCAAUACCUGGUUACAAUAAACUGUGUUGCAAGUCUUGUAAUAUAUAUAGUAACAAAACAGGAAAUGAUAAUACAACAGAAACCAAUCAUAGUAAGAUUAAUGAUAUUGAAGAAAACUUCACUCCAACACAUAUGACACGUGUUGAAGGUCACAUCCCACACCCUUCUUCAGGUCCAUCAGUUGUUUCCAAGAUAAACAUCACCAGAUCCAAUGCUACUGAAGAUCAGCCAGAAGUUAAUGCAGUGGACGUUCCGUAUAAAAUCCAUGGACUGGAAAAUGAAGUGCCACAGCACAACAUCAUCCUGAGAAGGAGGCCACCUUAUGAAAGGACAAAGAACCAGAGAAUUCAGGAGCUGAUUGCUGAGAAAAGGAAAAGAGAGCUGCUCAGGAAAUUACAUUAAAAUGGAAAUAU